This is a messenger RNA of Nerophis ophidion (straightnose pipefish), 6854 nucleotides long. RefSeq names its product ANTXR cell adhesion molecule 1a (gene antxr1a). Lineage: Eukaryota; Metazoa; Chordata; Actinopteri; Syngnathiformes; Syngnathidae. The record is from RefSeq and is a predicted model, not a curated record. Gene Ontology annotation, molecular function: signaling receptor activity. The transcript has 18 exons. Bases 314 to 2170 code for a protein of 618 amino acids. Gene Ontology annotation, cellular component: membrane.
AGAUCCCUAGUUUGCAAGGUCAUGCGGUGAACAAAAAAUCAGCCCAAGUGGGAGGUUGGGUUGGAGAGGAUCUUUGCAUCAUCUGUGUUGCAGGGGCCAUUGAUGAGAGUGCACUCCAACUCAAAACAUUGCCUUUCUCUCUCCUCUCCACUUCAUCCUUUGAGUUACACUUCUGUGUUGGAUUAUUGAUUGUUUUGCACAGCAAGGGAGGGUGAUUGUGGAGGACCCACAGAAGGACACGUCAAAGAGAGCCAUCAUUAUUGAGACUCUUGUACUCUUCACAUUCACCUGUGUGGGAUCUUCAGAUGGAAUAAUGCCUUCGUGCUGUAGUAGAAGAUCCUCCUGGCUUCCAAUUGUGAUUGCUGCCACUCUGGUUCUACUUGCUCGCGCUCAUGUCGGACCCAACCGGAACAAAAGGGAGGCUGGCUCGUCCUCCUGCUUUGGGGGCUUCGACCUCUACUUUGUCCUGGAUAAAUCCGGGAGUGUGCUGAACCACUGGACUGAAAUCUACCAUUUUGUUGAGCAUCUCGCUCAUAAAUUUAUAAGUCCACAAUUAAGGAUGUCGUUUAUUGUGUUCUCCACUGAAGGAAAGAUUUUAAUGCGCCUGACAGAAGACAGGGAGCGCAUCCGCAUAGGUCUGGAAGAGCUCCAGGGGGUUCAUCCUGGAGGAGACACCUUCAUGCACGAGGGCAUCCUGAGGGCCAGUGAGCAGAUCUACCAUGGCAACAUAGAAGGUUAUCGCACCGCCAGCGUUAUCAUAGCUCUGACAGAUGGAGAGCUGCAUGAGGAUCUCUUCUACUAUGCUGAGAGAGAGGCCAAUCGAUCGCGAAGUCUGGGUGCCACCGUUUACUGUGUAGGAGUGAAGGACUUCGAUGAGACUCAGCUGGCCAAAAUUGCUGACAGUAAGGACCAUGUAUUCCCUGUCAACGAUGGAUUUGAGGCUUUGCAAGGAGUCAUUGACUCUAUCCUGAAGAAGUCCUGCAUUGAGAUUUUGGCAGCUGAGCCCUCCAGUAUCUGUGCAGGAGAGUCCUUUCAGGUGGUGGUGAGAGGAAAUGGAUUCCUCCAUGCCCGCAAUGUUGAUAAAGUCCUGUGCAGUUUUCGCAUCAAUGACACCGUUACCAAGAUGGUGAAACCUUUGAUAGUAGAAGAUACAUAUCUUCUUUGUCCAGCACCAGUGCUUCAGGAUGAGGGAAUGGCAGCAAAUCUUUAUGUCAGUAUGAACGAAGGUCUCAGUUUCAUCUCGAGCUCGGUCACCAUCACGACAGUGAGCUGCUCUGAUGGGUCCAUCCUGGCCAUCACUCUGCUCAUCCUCAUGCUGCUUCUCAUCUUGGCUCUGCUAUGGUGGUUCUGGCCCCUCUGCUGCACUGUGAUCAUCCAUGAGCCACCACCACCUAUUGCUGAGGAGAGUUCGGAUGAUGAAGACGAUGACACCCCAAAGAAGAAAUGGCCCACAGUUGAUGCCUCCUACUAUGGAGGAAGAGGAGUUGGGGGAAUCAAAAGGAUGGAGGUUCGCUGGGGUGAAAAAGGCUCCACUGAAGAAGGAGCAAAGCUGGAGAAAGCCAAAAACGCCAAAGUAAAGAUGCCUGAGCAGGAUUACGUGCAGACACCCACGCGGGUUCUUAACAAUGGCAUGCACAAACCCCUGGGGGCCCACAAGUGGUACUCUCCUAUCCAGAGCAAGUUGGAUGCAUUGUGGGCCUUUUUAAGAAAAGGCUACAACCGUGUGUCUGUAAUGAGACCCCACCCAGGUGACAAGGGCAGAUGCAUGAACUUCAUCCGUAUGAAGUCUGCACCUCACUAUCCACACUACAACCCGCACUCAUCUCCCAUCUACACCCCUCCCUGCAGGAGUCCACCAGCCCCACAGGGAACCCUGCCGCCCAUUCCCACUAGUCCUCCAUCAUCCCCCAUGUUCUCUGCUACCCUCCCCUUCUUGCCUCCAGCAGCCUUUGACCCCUCUCCUUCCCCUCCCGUCACACCUCCCUAUUACACCCCGCCUUCAAAACAGACUCUGCCCCCCACCGCCUUGCACAUAUUGGCCGCGCCCGAGCUGCCGCCAAGCCCUCCGCCACUCCUCUCGCCUUCUGGGGGUCUGCCACCCCUACCCCAAGGCCCCCCACCAGUCCGAGCCCUGCCCCCUACUCGCCCCCCGCCGCGCCCUGGCCUGUAGUUCAUAAAAAGAAAGUCUCGCCUACAAAAAUGAGCACAAGAGAGCAAAGCCCAGCAGGCUGUGGCCUUCAAAGGACAAUAAGGACCUGCUUACUGCGAGUUGCCUACACUGACUCUUCUUGCCCAACAGUGCGAUGGACGCUCUGGUGUUUGAAUUACAGUGCGGACACUCUAAACGUGUCAACUUCCUGUCUAGCAGAGGUAUUGUGGAGUCAAAACAGACUUCGACGAUAUUCACAUGUCUUUAUAUCAGUGGUUCUUAACCUGGGUUCUAUCGAACCCUAGGGGUUCGGUGAGUCGGCCUCAGGGGUUCGGCGGAGGUCCAAACACACCCAAGUCAUUGUGUAAAUACAAACUUCUCCCUAUCUGCGUUUUACGGAUCCGGCAACAGCUGACUGAUUUGCAGGUGUGUAAUUUGUUGUGAGUUUAUGCACUGUGUUGGUUUUGUUGUUUGAACAAGGUGAUGUUCAUGCACGGUUGUGCACUAGUAAAAAAAAAAACAUGGUAACACUUUAGUAUGGGGAACAUAUUCAGCAUUAACAUUAAUUAGUUGCUUAUUAACAUGCAAAUUAGUAACAUGUUGGAUCUUAACUAGUCAUUAUUAAGUACUUAUUAAUGUCUUAUUCUGCAUGGCCUUAUUAUAACCCUAACCCUGUAACCGUGACCCUAACAAUAGCCAAAUAACUUAAAAUUAAGUCUUUAUUACUUAGAAUAUGUUCCCCUAGUGUCCAAAUAAUUCUAUAUUAAGUCUUUAUUACUUAGACUAUGUUCCCCUAGUGUCCAAAUAACUGUAAAUUGAGUCUUUUUUACUUAGAAUAUUUCCCCUAGCGUCCAAAUAACUGUAAAUUAAGUCUUUGUUACUUAGAAUAUGUUCCCCUAGUGUCCAAAUAACUCUAAAUUAAGUAUUUGUUACUUAUAAUAUGUUCCCCAUAAUAAAGUAUUACCAAAAAGAUAACUUUGUCUUGAAUUAAAAAAAAUAAAAUAACAUUUUGGUUUUCACUAAAGAAGGGUUCGGUGAAUGCGUAUAUGAAACUGGUGGGGUUCAGUACCUCCAACAAGGUUAAGAACCACUGUUUUAUAUUAUUGAAAGCUGAGCAACUGCAUGUUAUAUCGGCGCUUUCAUUUCCCUUGUUACAGUAUGUAUGCCGUAUUGCUGAUAUCCAUUUGGACUUAUUAUGUUGGAAAUUGGCUGAGUUUUCAGGUGAAAAGAAAGUGUCCUCAUCAUGUUCCUCACUGUGCUGAUGCAGCAAAAAUGUGAGUCACAGCUGGCCUCUUUUAUUGCACGUCACAGUAAAUAUCCCAGGACUUGGACAAUGUGACAUUUUGCCCAUUGAUGUUUAACUGUGCAAUCACAGAUGCAAUCCUUCUAUCAAGAUGUGGAGAGAAAUGGACUGGAAUCAGGGAAAAAAAAGACUUACAUACAGCUUUUACCUUUUGAAAGUGCCUCAAACACACGUCAUGUGCUGCUUAUCUAUUUGGAAAGGGGCUUCUUCCUCCUAUCACGUGACAGUGCAGAAAUGUAAGGAGGGUACAAAGCCUUCCAGUGUGCUCGCUUAUUGGUAAGAACCACAAACAAGUACUAAACUGCAUCCAGGAGACACAAACAUGCUGAGCCCCACCCUUACAAUAACUCAAAUACACGAACAGUACACCCCUUACAUUUCAGCAACCAUUGUGUUACAGUAUAUUUUCUCAAAGGCCAGUUCUAAAGGAAUGAAAGUUCUCCUGGGAGCUAGGAUACUCUCUGGUGGACAUGCAUAACAGAGAUAUUAGUACAAAGCGAAGGGUUUAAAGCGCAGAAAACAAGUAGUUUUAUUAGGGGUUCUCAAAGGAUUUUUCUGAUUUUUAUAUAGUCUGAUUCUAAGUAGACUCAGAAUUUUAAAGAAUACAGUUUCAAAAAGUAAGUAUACUUUUAUAUACGUACACAUUUUUAAGAACCAAUUUAAAAAAACCAACAGUUUUUUAGGCCAUCUCUGUGCUCAAUGUGCCGUACACGCCAUACGUCAGCAGACAAGAAAAGCUUUUAUAAACUGUCUGUAAAUUUUAUCUUAAAGGGUUUUACACCAACUAAUAGUAUAUUGGAAGAUUCGAUUUGAAUUCGGAAUCAUGUUGAAUCAAGAAGUGAUUCAGAAUCUAAUAGUCAACCCAAGAAUUGGAAUUGAAUCGAAUCAUGAGUUUUUGUUAGAUUCACAUCCCUACGGUCAAUAGUCCGGAAAUUACAGUAAUUCUCUAUUGUUUAUAAUCGUAAUGUGAACAUCUGGACUGCAACCAAUAUUGCUUGAUAAAACUUUACAACAAAAGCCGGCAGGAGUCACCAUGCACACGGACAGCCCAUUGGAAGCUAAACCAACAAAACCCAAGAGGAAUUGGUGCCAGAAAGAGCGAAGAGGAACUGCUUUUGUUAGGCUUUCAAAAAGUCAAACGCCAACCGAACAACAAUCAUUUGCAAAACAUGUAACAAAAAAGGCGUUAUUGGCCCACAUACAGUGCGGCAAAAAAGUAUUUAGUCAACCACCGAUUGUGCAAGUUCUCCCACUUAAAAUGAUGACAGAGGUCUGUAAUUUUCAUCAUUGGUACACUUCAACUGUGAGAGACAGAAUGUGAAAAAAAAAUCUAGGAAUUCACAUUGUAGGAAUUUUAAAGACACGACGAGUUGAGUUUAUACCAAAAUAGAAACAUGGAUGAUACAGCAGAUGAUUGGGAGAAUGUCAUGUGGUCAGAUGAAACCAAAAUAGAACUUUUUGGUAUAAACUCAACUCGUCGUGUUUGGAAGAAGAAGAAUACUGAGUGGCAUCCCAAGAACACCAUACCUACUGUGAAGCAUGGGGGUGGAAACAUAAUGCUUUGGGGCUUUUUUUUUCUGCUAAGGGGACAGGACGAUUGAUCCGUGUUAAGGAAAGAAUGAAUGGGGCAAUGUAUCAUGAGAUUUUGUGCCAAAACCUCCUUCCAUCAGUGAGAGCGUUGAAUGGUUGACCAAAUACUUAUUUUCCACCAUAAUUUAAAAAUUAAUUCUUUAAAAUUCCCACAAUGUGAAUUCCUGGAGUUUUUUUUUCACAUUCUGUCUAUCACAGUUGAAGUGUAACUAUGAUGACAAUUACAGACCUCUGUCAUCAUUUUAAGUGGGAGAACUUGCACAAUCGGUGGCUGACUAAAUACUUUUUUUCCCCACUGUACAUUCUUUUCUGUCAAUAAAAUGGGACAAAGUACUAACAUUACCUUGAAACCCGGAAGUGAAGAAAAUAACACACGGAACAAGCCUUACAUAGUAAUAUCCAUCCAAUAGCAGAGUCUAUGACAAGCAGUCAUCGCAGACGCAGCAAAAUUACAGAUGCCAUCUCUAAAUUCAUAUUUGUAGACAUGACAUACAGUAGUAUACACUUUCAAAAAGAAGGGCUGGCACUAUAAAUACUCCUUACUCUUUGUUUUAAAAAAUAAAAAGUGUUUUUUAAUAAAAGGAGAAAAGACAAGCAAAAUGUCAUUAAUUUUGAGUGUAUAAAGAACAUGUUAAGAAAAAAAAAUAUAUUGUGAUAUACAGUGGGGCAAAAAAGUAUUUAGUCAGCCACCGAUUGUGCAAGUUCUCCCACUUAAAAUGAUGACAGAGGUCUGUAAUUUUCAUCAUGGGUACACUUAAAUAGUGAGAGACAGAAUGUGGAAAAAAAAUCCAGGAAUUCACAUUGUAGGAAUUUUAAAGAAGUUAUUUGUAAAUUAUGGUGGAAAAUACGUAUUUGGUCAACCAUUCAAAGCUCUCACUGAUGGAAGGAGGUUUUGGCUCAAAAUCACACGAUACAUGGCCCCAUUCAUUCUUUCCUUAACAUGGAUGAAUUGUCCUGUCCCUGUAACAGAAAAACAGCCCCAAAGCAUGAUGUUUCCACCCCCAUGCUUCACAGUAGGUGUGGUGUUCUUGGGAUGCAACUCCGUAUUCUUCUUCCUCCAAACACGACGAGUUGAGUUUAUACCAAAAUGGAUACAUGGAUGAUACAGCAGAGGAUUGGGAGAAUGUCAUGUGGUCAGAUGAAACCAAAAUGGAACUUUUUGGUGUAAACUCAACUCGUCGUGUUUGGAGGAAGAAAAAUACUGAGUUGCAUCCCAAGAACACCAAACCUACUGUGAAGCAUAUAUAUAUGAACAUAAAAUUGCAUAUGGUUUUGUCCAUAUCACCAAGCACUAGUGUGAGGAGUCUGACUGCUAGGUACAAUAACUGAGACAGUAUACAAAAAAAAAGCGAGAUUUUGGUGCCAUUUUUCAUCGGAAAUUGAGGCACAUCUGUAACAAAUAUCAGUUGUUUAAAUGUGAAGGGUGGCCUCAUCUCAAAUAAAUGCCUUGCUUCUAAUGGUGCAUGUGGUUAAGUAAACAAAGAUCACCUCGGUGUUUGGGGAAAUACAGUACUGUAGAAUCACAGUAUGCUUAAAUGUUUGUAUUUAAGACAGAACCUUUUAGUAAUAAAAGCACAGUUUCUAGUUCAUGUUUUUUUUAAAGAUAUUCACAGUCAAGCUUGCAAAGAGCAUGCAUGUAAAAUGGUUAGUGUAUAUAUAUUAAUUAUUUUGUAUUAUUUUGUGUUGUAUUUUAUGAUGCUGAUGAAUGUGCACAUUUGAAUUUCAUAUAAAAUUGAAAGAAACAUGUAUACUUUCCACUGACACAGUAUGUUUAAAAAAAUAAAAUAAACUGUGUAAAGACAUGACAGUAAA